Molecule: messenger RNA, 791 nt
Organism: Ceratitis capitata (Mediterranean fruit fly)
Lineage: Eukaryota; Metazoa; Arthropoda; Insecta; Diptera; Tephritidae
Exons: 2
Coding region: 33-365 (110 amino acids)
Source: RefSeq, a predicted model, not a curated record
CUUACUUAAAUAACAGAAGAAUACUAUAAGAAAUGUUUUUGUGGCAGUUUCACGUAGUGGUGUUAAGAUUACAUUUAUGUAUAUUAGCGGAGUGGUUAUCAGAACGACUACGAAAACAUAGUUUUGACAUCUGUAAAGAUCAGUUCUCAAACAAAACAUGCCUUGUUUUUGUUAAAAGUCAAGCUUUUAUUAAAAUGGAUCGCUUAACAAUCACACAACGCGUCAAAACUGCGAAUGUCUAUUUCAAACGUGGCCAUGUUUCGGCGAUUAUUGUAAGACUCGAGGGAUAUCUAAAUAGGCAAAAUUGUAACACUUGUAGCUUCGAGAAUCCUGAAAUAAUUGAAGACAGGUUUCAAUUAAAAUGACAGCGACGCCAAUUUGUAGCCACUUAAGCGAUUAUCGGUUUAUUUUACCUGCGAAUGAAAAACACGAUUUGGUUAAUAUGGUGUCACAUGCGUUGGACUUUUAUGUGGAACUGCGCGAAAAACCGUGUUAAUGCGGAUAAGCCUUUAACUCUCCAGCACUUGAAAACCAACAGCACUUGAAAACCAACAGUUUGCAAAAAAUGGUGAGGCUAUCACUUGUAUGAUGUAGUGUUACUUUAAUACCAACUGUAUAUUAAAAGAGUAAUUUCAAAGAGGUAAAGUAAUUAUUUCACUGUCCCAUUUGUAUGCCAAUAGCGAGAAAUGGGAGACAACAAAAUACACUGGCUGUGCAGGACACGGUGCUUUGCAAAAUAAAAAAUUAAGCUAUAGCAUUAAAUCGGCGCAAAUCGAACUGAAUAUCACAAA